This is a messenger RNA of Jaminaea rosea, 3190 nucleotides long. RefSeq lists its product as hypothetical. The coding region runs from base 437 to 3034 and encodes 865 amino acids. The record is from RefSeq and is a predicted model, not a curated record. NCBI's taxonomy places the organism in Eukaryota, Fungi, Basidiomycota, Exobasidiomycetes, Microstromatales. The transcript has a single exon.
CAUCAGCAUGAGGAUCAACACAGAAAAGAGAUAGCAUAUACGCAAGUCGCAUUUGUGGAAUGAGGCUCAGGCAAGCUAUAUCGCAGUUUCUGAAUCCUGGUGCUAAGAGGCCAUGCUGAGAGCAGAAGCAGACCGCUGCCUCGCCGCAAGCUGACCCCACGACGCGCCCUCAGCUUUCGUGAGCGGAGUCGUCCUUCGAAGUCGCCGCACAAGUGAGGCAGCUCGAUCAUUGUCAGCAGCAGCAGCAGCGAGGCAAGCAGAUCUCUGAUUGGUCGUGUUGUGCUGCUGCUUUCCUUUCCCCCAAAACAUUGAUUCCUCUGCUUACUGCUCCUGCUCACGACUCUGCAGACCGUUGCUUCAUUUCAUCUCGACAGCAAGUGAGCUACGACUUGCCAUCUCGCUCGCUGCUCAUCCUCCUCUCCUCGCCGACCAUACCAUGGCGCGAUACCCAGCGCCUUUGGCCCCCUCAUCCUCUCCUGCUCGUCCUCCGGGCAGCGGUCACCAUAUCACUGCUCCAUCUCCACGCCGUCGUCGCAACGACGACCUCCUUGCCGGCCUUCCAUUCAGGUCAAGACGCAACAAACGUCUGGCAAAUGAUGCUGCCGUUCUCCUCGCCGCGAAGCGACAGAGCACCCGCCGGUCUCGCAUCAUCGCUAUCAGCCAGCAGCACCAGCACCAGCAGCAUCAAGACAAACAGCAUCAGCCACUCCCACCUCUUCCCGCCCAUCCACCACGUCGUCAUCGCAUGUUCCUCAAAGCCAUCCAACGCAAGCGGCCUCCUCCUUUACCGAAGGACCCUCCCCUCAUAGCAACACCACCUUCCUCUCUCGCUUCUUCAUCGUCUCACUCCUCAUCCCCUUCUACCUCAUCCUUCGACUCGAUCUCCGGCAGUAGUGCAGGCUCAACUGCAGCUACCGCUGUUCUCUCUGAUAGAGCAAGAGGUGUGGUCGAAGCCGUACGGGUGGCUGGGCCGGUCGUACCAUCGAAAGUCAAGGCGCUCAAUGAAACAAAGGCGUCUACGUCAGGUCCAGCACAGAAGCAAGAGGACGAUUCCGAAGAUAGCUUGCAACGUCGCAAUCGCCGAGAAGCAGCUGCGCAGAACCUGCAGCGCUGGCCUUGGGCAGGGGACGACACAUUCGGUGAAGGUACCAACCCCAUGCUCAAGCUUGAUCCCGCUAGACCGUCAUCUGGUCUCGAAGGCAGUCCUCAUCGCGGAUUCUCCGCCACUUCUACUCCCCAUGUGACAGCUCGUGCUCCACCUCGCGCCCUGCGCUACGACGUAUCCAGCAGCGCUCCUCCUCAGCCACAACAUGACAACGGCUGGCUCACCGCACCCGCGCAGCAGCCACAAGGUGGACCCAGUCGCGCCUCGCAAUGGAGUGUCUCGACAAUUGGAGCGCAUAAGAGCGUUCUCCUCCCCUCACCACGUAUCGAUCGCCCACAAUGGCUACCACCGCCGCCGCCAGGCGAUGCACUCAGGCCCCGUUGCAAGGCGCCAGCUCGGGCAAGCUCGCCCAAGCCAGUCAAAGGGCAGCAUGAGGUGCAGCAGCAACUGCUUGAGCCAUCAGCUCACUUACUCGUAGGGCACAGAGCGGUUGCAGGGGAAACGGACGAAGGGUCAUGCAUCAACUUCGACUGGUCGAGUAUCGCAGGAGAUGUUGCGGAGCACGAGAUGACCACCAGCAGCGAUGUCGAGGGCGGAGAGGACCAUCUUGGCCUGGAUCCAGCAGUCUACGACAUGACGGGCACAGACUACGAUGAAGUCGCUGCUCCAACACAGUUUCCAUGGGAGCAACUGCUGCCUUCCCACUCGGGACCGCAAGACUGCUUGGCAGGCCAUCAGCGGAUCCACGAUAGCCUCGAGCAGAAUGACUGGCACCACGACGAUAAUCAGUUCAAUCCAUUGAGCACCACGGGUAUGGAUAGCCUUGAUGACUUCGAGAUGGUCACCGUCGCGAGUCAUCAUGAGACCAAGGAGCAGCCGCAGUACCGGCAACAAGACGUGGCCGCUCGGCACGAGCCUUUGGCGGCAGAGCGUUCCGAAUUUCCCCACGACGCUGCAGGCAGCACUGCUGAUAGGCCACUCAGCUCCGAUCCUCAAGUCAAAGUCAGCUUUGAGGCGUUGCCUGCCUCGUCCAGUUGCGAAGGCUCUUCAGGAGCAACCGCGUCCGCCAUCGCGUGGACGGUCUGGAUCAGCGUUGGGGGAGGUGAGGUGAAAGUCGUCCGAGGUCAGGCAUCGCUGCAGGGCUUGUUACCGCUCCUGGCUCAAGGAGCGCAGCAAUCAGCGCCCUCGACCCCGGUACCAACGAGCAACUACCUCUCGCCAGAGUCGCAGGCAGCGUCGGGACGACGUCGUGACUGCAGUGAGAGAAGCAACGGGCCAGUCUCCGACGGCUCGGCCAGCUUAGCGGCAGAGGGUAGAGUGCGCUACAACAGUGAGAGUACAGAAGGCGAGCCAGUGGGAGCAGCCCGCUUCAAGCCGCGCCCAUUCAUGCUCAACGGUAAAGCUGCCCACAGCCAGUCAGACUCGGCUCUCGCUUCUCGCUGCUCCUCACGCCUCACAAUGGCUUCCACUGCUACGGGACUCAGCUUCAACACCCGCUCAGUCACCACGACCCUUUCUAUUCCACAUCGUGACGGCUCCCUGCCGCGCUCAUUUACAGCGCCCUCGAUUCACGUUGCGCGUACUUCCCUCCUCCCACCACCUGCGGCAGGACUGCUCGCCCCAACGAGGUACUACGGCAAGAGGCCCAGCUUUGCCCCUCCCAUACUUCCCCGGAGCAGCCGCUCCCGUCACCAUCAUCGUGGGGGCUUGCAGCCACAGCCCUUCCCCCUCUCUGCACCCAGCGCCGCUGCAGGGGCUUCAACUUCGUCUCGCCUAACAUACCGCCGCAGCUCAACCUUUGCUGCUUCUUCUUCUGUAGCGGGUCAGGAGGGAAGAAGGGUCUGCUACGACGUCAGCCGACAUCGACCCACUUUCGGCCUGGGCCGAGGCAAGGCGUACAUGCCAGUCGCGAUGGGCAAAUGCAUUUGAGGCAUGCUUUCCUUCCAUUUUCCUCUUCGAUCUGUCACCAGACCUUGCUCUCUCUUUACUCUGCUCACUUUUGCUUUAGCCAGUCACCUCCUCGUCUCCCUAUACCCACUUGUCCUGCCUUGGCGUCAUCCCGACCAAUGCUAUUUUUUGUCGGAG